AAUAAAAUCCAUUCGUAAGGACAAAAUUAAGGAUGAGCAAGAUAUGGUUCACAUCAGACGGGAGAUUGAGAUCAUGUCAUCCCUCAGCCACCCUCAUAUCAUCACCAUAUAUGAAGUGUUUGAAAAUAAAGAUAAAAUUGUGAUCAUCAUGGAGUAUGCAAGUAAAGGAGAGUUGUAUGAUUAUAUCAGUGAGAGGCGGCGAUUAAGCGAACGAGAGACAAGACACUUCUUUCGACAAAUAGUCUCUGCUGUACAUUACUGCCACAAGAACGGUGUUGUCCACAGGGACCUAAAAUUGGAAAACAUCCUUCUUGAUGACAAUUUUAAUAUUAAGAUCGCUGAUUUUGGACUCUCCAACCUUUAUCACAAAGAUAAGUUUCUGCAGACCUUUUGCGGAAGCCCACUGUAUGCUUCCCCUGAAAUAGUUAAUGGACGACCUUACAGAGGCCCAGAGGUUGACAGCUGGGCCCUUGGUGUAUUGCUUUACACUCUGGUUUAUGGAACGAUGCCCUUUGAUGGCUUCGAUCACAAAAAUCUCAUCAGGCAGAUCAGCAGUGGAGAAUAUCGUGAGCCAACACAGACCUCAGAUGCACGUGGUCUUAUCAGAUGGAUGCUAAUGGUGAACCCUGAACGCCGAGCAACCAUUGAAGACAUUGCCAACCACUGGUGGGUUAACUGGGGCUACAAGAGUAGUGUUUGUGACUGUGAUGCCAUGAGGGACUCCGAGUCCCCAUUGCUGGCAAGGUUCAUUGACUGGCAUCACCGUUCUACUGGCCUCCAACCAGAGACUGAUACCAAAAUGAAGUGCCUUUCUAAGCCCAAAGGUCCUGAAGUCACACUAGAGAGACAAAGGUCUCUGAAAAAAUCAAAAAAGGAAAAUGACAUUGCACAGUCCAUCCAGGAAGGAGGAGCUGAAAAUGCAUCCAAAUCCACCUCCAAGAGACCCAAAGGCAUCCUGAAGAAAAGGAGCAACAGUGAACAUCGAUCUCACAGUGCAGGUUUCAUUGAAGGAGUGGUCAGCCCAGUGUUACCCUCUGCUUUUAAGCUGGAGCAAGAGUUGUGUAGGACUGGCGUGGCCAUUAAAAGUGUUGUGGAGGGAGAGGUAGCGGGGAAAUAUGGCACUAAGCAGUCUUCACUAAUGCCAAAAAAAGGAAUCUUAAAGAAGACUCAGCAGAGGGAGUCAGGCUAUUACUCCUCUCCAGAACGAAGUGAAUCUUCUGAACUCUUGGACAAUAAUGAUGAGACAGUAAACAGUGACACUUCUCCGGGAGUCACAGAGCCAUCCAGAAAUGGGUCUUACAGCCAUUCCUGCAGGCGUAAGGGCAUCUUGAAACAUAACAGCAAGUAUUCUACCAGCAGCACUGAAUCUGCUUUGAUUAGCCCUGACACACCAACGCUGGAGGCCAUGGAAGAAGUGGUCCUGCCUGGGGAUGCAUUACCUCGAAGUUACAGCCGCCCUUCCAGCGUGAUUAGUGAUGACAGUAUUUUGUCCAGUGACUCCUUUGAUUUGCUGGAUUUGCAAGAGAACAGGCCAAACAGACAGAGGAUACGGAGCUGUGUCUCUGCUGAAAAUUUCCUCCAGAUCCAAGACUUCGAAGGACUUCAGAACCGCCCACGGCCACAGUAUCUAAAGCGUUAUCGCAACCGUCUGGGGGACAGUAGUUUUUCCCUUCUCACAGACAUGGAUGAUGUGACUCAGGUCUACAAGAAAGCCCUAGAGAUCUGCAACAAGCUCAACUAG
Cariama cristata (Red-legged seriema) is the source of this 1741-nucleotide messenger RNA. It is a transcript of the gene NUAK1, whose product is annotated as NUAK family, SNF1-like kinase, 1. Gene Ontology annotation, molecular function: protein serine/threonine kinase activity; tau-protein kinase activity; ATP binding. Gene Ontology annotation, cellular component: cytoplasm. The transcript is spliced from 6 exons. The record is from RefSeq and is a predicted model, not a curated record. The coding region runs from base 44 to 1741 and encodes 565 amino acids. NCBI's taxonomy places the organism in Eukaryota, Metazoa, Chordata, Aves, Cariamiformes, Cariamidae. Gene Ontology annotation, biological process: protein phosphorylation; microtubule cytoskeleton organization; intracellular signal transduction.